AUGGUUGGAAAUUCUUUAGAUAAAAAAAUAUGUUCAAAAGCGAAAGUAUAUUUUCUAAAGUUAAAAGCUGACAAAAAGUGGGGACACGGUUGCAAAGCCUUAGUCGUAAUAAGUGGCGAGAAAACUACUUAUAAGUUAAUGAUGUAUCCAAAGGAGGAGCAUAUAAACGCCAAGUACGAAAUCUUGCUAGACUCAAAAAUUACUUUUAAGGUGACUAAAGAAUUUUUUUUACAAUUUAACGGAAAGAACGGAAAUAUUUUUCUUUUUUAUUUUAAAAGUUCAGAAAAAAUUGUUAAGUUUAUAGAAGAUUUAACCAAAGUCCUUUUAAAUUUUAUAAAGCAACCUCAAAUUUUGGUAGCCAAAGCUAUAAUUGACUUUUCUGACGGUAAUAGAGAACACUUAUCUUUUAAAAAAGGACAGCUUCUUCAACACGUUGGCUACGUGGAAGAGGGGUGGUGCCACGGUGCCUAUAAAACUAGUGAUGGGCGUAAACAAAUGGGGCUCUUCCCCUCUUACUGCGUUGAGGCUAUAAAUCCGGUGCCUCCGGAGGGCCAGGCCUCUGAAGAAUCCGCUAGCCUCAGUGAAACUUCUGAAGAAAUUCAAGAAGAGGAGGGGCUCCUUCCGCCUUCAUCCUCGAGCACAUCAGUAGAAGACGUUGCAGCGCUCACUAUUUCGAGUCCGUCAAGUAGAGAACAAACAAGUCCUGUGUUGAAGGGAAGUGUGGGAGGCUCGAGGGAAGUUAAAGAGUUGCAACAAAAGAUCAAAGAGUUCAGAGCAGAAAACCAAAAAAUAAAAAACGAAAUCCUUUCGCUUUCAAAACAAUCUAAGCUUUGGGAAAAAGAAUUAGCGGAGGAUACUGUGGCGUCCGUUGAAAUCCUUACUGUACUGCAGGAAGUAGUUAAGAGGUCAGAGAGCUGGAAGUGGUACAUAGCAGAAACGCAAGAUCUUAAAGAAAAGUUGAAAGCGAAGAUUGUUAUUCUGGCGGAGGCGGUAGACGAGCUGCACGCUUUGCUUGCAGAAGCAUCCUUGUUACCCGCGUAGCAGAAAAUAAAGCUUUUGUGAUCGGCAUAAUUUAUUGAAUUAAUAGCG
Zophobas morio is the source of this 1089-nucleotide messenger RNA. RefSeq lists its product as uncharacterized. The transcript has 10 exons. The record is from RefSeq and is a predicted model, not a curated record. Lineage: Eukaryota; Metazoa; Arthropoda; Insecta; Coleoptera; Tenebrionidae. Gene Ontology annotation, molecular function: protein binding. The coding region runs from base 1 to 1041 and encodes 346 amino acids.